Molecule: messenger RNA, 1401 nt
Organism: Lottia gigantea (owl limpet)
Lineage: Eukaryota; Metazoa; Mollusca; Gastropoda; Lottiidae
Exons: 14
Coding region: 1-1401 (466 amino acids)
Biological process (GO): adenylate cyclase-modulating G protein-coupled receptor signaling pathway; cell surface receptor signaling pathway
Cellular component (GO): plasma membrane
Molecular function (GO): calcitonin receptor activity
Source: RefSeq, a predicted model, not a curated record
AUGGAAUCUAGAUUAUUUCAAUCGUUUUUCUCAAUGUAUGUUAGAAUCAUGAUGAAUAACACCACAGCAGAAACGAGUUAUAUCCCCUUCCGGCCUAUUCCGAUGCAUGAAAUAAACUAUGUUGAACAGAAGAGAUGUAAUGAAACUAUAUUUCCUAAAGGAUACCCACAGGACGGCGGGCUGUAUUGUAAUGCUACGUUCGAUGACUGGAUGUGUUGGGAUUACACGCCAGCAGGAGAAACUGUGUAUCAACUAUGUCCUAUAGACUUCGACACAGCCAUGAACCCUGAUGGUUUUGCUGAAAAGAAAUGUAUGGAAGACGGAACAUGGUUACGGCAUCACGUGUCAGGACGAGUCUGGACAAAUUACACAGAGUGUAUAAACACAGAGGCAGAAAACAGUGUAAUGAUGGUAUAUAUUUCUGGUUAUGCUCUCUCUAUUAUUUUACUCAUUAUUUGUAUGGUUAUAUUCGCUAGUUUUAGGCAGUUAAAAUGUACACGAGUCACGAUCCAUCAGCAUUUAUUUUUAUCAUUUAUAUUAGCUGGUAUGUUUUGGAUCAUAUAUUAUACACAAAUACCAAUGAACCGUCAAAACAUGGAGGAUAACUCGAUAUGGUGCAUAUGUCUACACGUAGUGACACAAUACCUAACAAUAUGUAAUUAUUGCUGGAUGUUUUGUGAAGGAUUUUAUCUCCAUACCUUAAUAGUUUUAGCUUUUACUAAGGAAAAGAAAUUACUCUGGAUAUCGAUAAUAAUUGGUUGGGUGUUUCCUACCGUUCCUACAGUGUUUUAUUUGGGGUUCCGGGCCACAAGUGUAUUCGAAAAUUCCAAAUGUUGGUUACACAAAUCGUCUUUAAUGUGGUUUAUCAUAGGACCUGUGGUUGUUUCACUUAUUGUAAACCUCUUGUUUUUGGUGAACAUUUUAAGAAUCCUUGUGUCAAAGCUGCGUGCAUUUAAUACAAACGAGAGUCAUCAAAAUAGGAGGGCAGUACGAGCAGUUCUAAUAUUAAUACCAUUAUUAGGUCUACAGUAUUUAGUUAUACCAUUUAGACCUGACCAUGACCCACAGGCCAUGCAUAUAUUUAAACUGAUCUCAGCAUUUCUAACUUCUUAUCAAGGUGUUUUUGUAGCUGUGAUUUUUUGCUUUUUUAAUGGGGAGGUAAUUACAGUAAUGAAAAGAAAAUGGAACCAGAUCAGGAAUAGUAAUUAUAACCCUACUAGUGACAACAGAAGGCGAAGUACGUGUAACACGACAGCCAUAACUAAUUGGGAUGAUUCCAGUGUCGUAAAGAAUGACAAAAACUCUAGAAUUAAAGCGCAAGGCAUUCGUGAAGCUGGGUCGUUAUUUGGCAAAUUUGUUUUACAGGUCAUUGAUAAUUCAGCACCAAUCGCAAAAACUUGA